AAUCUUUUUUCAAGAAGCUUUGAAAACGAAGAAGAAAAACGAAAAACAAUCGGUCGAUUUUUUAAAAAAGUUAGUCGUAUUGUUAACGAACGUAGGUUGUUUUUAAUUUUUGACUAUCGUUAACGAUCUGUAAUGAAGUCUGAAAGAAUCGAGUUGAACGAGAUGAACGAGAAUGACGAGAUGAAUGAGAUGAAUGAGACCGGUUUAGUGGAUUGCAAUGACGACUGUCAAGAAAUCGAAUGGAGUUUCUGGAUUGAGGGAGUGGCGGUUCCUUUGAUUGCUGCUUUCGGGAUAACAGGGAACGUGUUUUGUGUGUUUGUUUUCACACAGAAAAGUGUAGAACUUAAACCAUGUUUCUCAAACAUUCUCAAAUGCCUCUCCAUCUUUGAUUCAUUAUUUUUGCUUGGAGUGACCCUUCUCUACCCUCUACCAAUACUGUCUGAAACCUACAGUAAUUUUGAACCUAAUGUUACCCCAUACAUUCUACCAUUCACACAGAUAGCGCUUACAGGAAGUGUAUAUAGUGUACUUGCUGUUGCUUUGGAGAGAUACUUCACGAUUUGUCGACCUUUUCAGUAUAAUCUGGGAAGUUUGUUAGAUGGUUGUCUCUAUAUCCUGGUGAUCGUCCUCUUCUCUAUCCUCUACAACCUCGCCAGGUUCUUCGAGUAUGAAACUGUUGUGGAGAACAUGUACGAUCCUAGCACCAAUAGCAGUACUGAGAUCACAAAACUGGGUUUAACACCACUCAGACAAAAUCCAGUUUACACAACUGUCUGCAUACUUCUUAACACAGCUGUUAUGGGUAUAUUCCCCAUCGUCACCCUCUCUAUCCUCAACUUUAAGAUCAUCAAGAAGAUGAGGAAAGCCAACCUUGUUCACAACAGGAUAGCCACAAACCAGAGGCGGGAUGGUGCAAUGACUGCCCUUCUCUCCGGAGUUGUGGUGGUUCUCAUUCUCUGCCACACACCAAAGACUAUCAUUAACAUGUAUGAGUCAUACCAGAUGUUAAUGUGGGGUUCUCUAAAGUAUACACCCCUGUGGGGUAGACUGGUGAUUAAACUGAGCCAUCUUCUUCUGACUGUAUCAUCCGCAGUAAACAUCCUCAUCUACUCAUACAAGGACCUCAAGUUUAGAUGUGUUGUGUCAUCAGUGUUUGUUAAAAUGUACACAACCUGCAGGGACAUGUGCUGUAAACAUCAGAAAGAAGGAAUUUCAAGCAUUGAGCUUCUUGAGUUGAAAUCUGCAGUUAAUCCUAAUCAUCAUCAUGAUGUAAACAACAUCACUACUGCUCCACUAGUGAGUGAAACCAAUAUUAAUCUAAUCUCCCAUCAUACCUAAACCAUACCUGGAGCUAAGGCUAGAUCUACCCCUUAUGCCUGGAGGUUUAACAAGUUCAAGUACCAGAUGUAAUGAAUAGGCAGAUGUUAUUAAACUACUUCUUUGCAGUUCAGUUACUUUUCGCUAUUCAAUAAAUCUAGUCUCAAUGUUCAUUGGGAAAUUCUGAAAAUAUGAAACAAUUGACACUAUUGAGUAAACAGCACAAGUGCUCAAACAAAACAGUACACAUUGAAAUUUACUGAAUUUGAACCUGGGCCGAAUAUUGCUCAUAUUGAGUCCCAUCACAGUAUAGACAUAUAAUUUUUCAAUAAUUGUUUUUGUUUUUAAUACUUUAAAUAAUUUAAAAUCUAAUUUUACUGCUAUUCUGUUUUAUCUUAAAAAAUCUAUUUAAUCAAAAUUCAUUCAAUGCUCUUGGAUUUCCUAUAGAGGAAAUCAAUCUAAGAGAAGUACUGCAGAUGUCAGUAAAUGAAAAAUUAUUGUUUUCUUCUAAUGGAAAAAGAAAAGGUAUUCUGUAGCUUUUUCUUUAUAUUGCAGACCAGUGAUUUCAUAAAAAGGUUAGGAUUCAUGCACUUAAAUCCUAAUAUAUAAAUGAUUUAUUUACAAGUUAGAACCUUUUACUUAAAAGGUUUAUGUACAUUUUAAUCAUAAUAUUUAGAAGAUUCAUGUACAAGUUAGGUCCUAAUAUCUAAAAGUUGUAUGAACACCUUAGAUCCUUAUAUCUAAAAGAUUUAAGUACAACUUAGAAACUAAUAUCUAAAAGAUUCAUCAACUUAAAGGACCUAAUAACUAAAAGAUGUAUGUUCAAGUAUUUAGAUCCUACUAUUCUUUCAACUUAAAAGAUGAAAACUCUGUACUAUAAAUAACUUUAUUUUUAAAGAUAUCUGAAUUUCUAAAUUUAUACAACCUGUUUAAAAAUUAGACAUUUCA
Molecule: messenger RNA, 2265 nt
Organism: Eurytemora carolleeae
Lineage: Eukaryota; Metazoa; Arthropoda; Copepoda; Calanoida; Temoridae
Product: FMRFamide receptor
Exons: 14
Coding region: 133-1338 (401 amino acids)
Biological process (GO): G protein-coupled receptor signaling pathway
Cellular component (GO): membrane
Molecular function (GO): G protein-coupled receptor activity
Source: RefSeq, a predicted model, not a curated record